Molecule: messenger RNA, 2109 nt
Organism: Cyphomyrmex costatus
Lineage: Eukaryota; Metazoa; Arthropoda; Insecta; Hymenoptera; Formicidae
Product: calmodulin-lysine N-methyltransferase
Exons: 2
Coding region: 1061-2068 (335 amino acids)
Cellular component (GO): cytoplasm
Molecular function (GO): calmodulin-lysine N-methyltransferase activity
Source: RefSeq, a predicted model, not a curated record
GCUACGAACCAUAGAAGUUAUUUUAAUAACAAAAAUUUGUACUUAAAAAUAAUAAUUAAACACAGAUAUUUCGACCUACAUAUGAAACCAUUAUAACAUGGAGCAAUAAUAUUUCACGUUUCUUCCGCGAUAGCCCUCGUUUGAAUGACAAAUCUCCAAGAGUUCACCAGCAUAAAUCAUCAUAUUUUUCCUCAAGAAGUUUCGAUGAAUUUCGACGUAUGCCGUUCAAUAGCGACGCGAUCCAGCAAUACGGAUUGCAGACUCGCUAUUGAAGUCACUAUCGAGCUUUGAAUCUUAGAAAGCUCAGGCUAAUUUGGAACCGUGUGUAUGUAGCUCGUAUGAGACCAACGCGCAUCUUUACGAAAGCGCGAUAAACACGCACGAGGAACACGAUGUCUUGGGAAUACCCGCGGAGAUGGUGCGAAAGGUAAACGGAGGAGAACCAGCGCGAGGAAGAGGGAACGAAGAGAGAAGUCGCGCAGGCGCUGAUCCAACGUGUGGAGAACGCUCAUCGUCCGCGUGGCGCGAGUUAGAACUUGACUUGGUGCUUUUAGUCUUGUUCCAUCCCUUCGUCCAUCCUCGUCCUUGCCGGGCGAGAGCAGUCCUCGAAGCGGAGUAUCGUCAGAAAAGAAAUAUGAAUUCGGUGCCUGGACCGAUUGCGGCAAAAAGGAUGCGGAGCCGACGAGGAUUCCGCCCGAUUUGCCGACUGAACCGGCAAAUUAUUCGCCAGCGAUGAAGAGGAACACGCGUCGCCUCCAUGUGCCUUUCACGAGUUUGCAGCAGCGUGGUGAAGUGAAAGUUCAUUAACGAAGUCUCCAAUAAAAGCCUGAAAUCAUAAAAAAAAAAAAAAAAAAAACGAAAUUCUUUGACUAGAAGAUUGCCUUUCCGGUGAACAUCUACACAUGUGAUUGUACACAAUCGAAAAUUGAUACUUAAAUCAAGGAGAAAUAAUAAGAAAUAAUCUUUCUUCUAAAAUAUAAAAUUUUAUAAUCUGAGAAGAAUAUCUGUGGAGAGAAACUGUACAUGUUAUUGAGCAUCGAUCGAUGUAUCUGAUUGCAAUAUGUCGCAAGAGAUUUUUUCCGGUAGGAAGACUCUCUCAGUCGAGACGAAUGAUCCUUGCAAUUCAAAGAGGAGUACUCGCGCUUUACGUCGAUGGCGCAUUCUAGCCAGAGCGCUGACAGGCUCACCAGAGCCGAUCGGCAGCGAGUCUGACGAGGAGGUGUCAGUAAGACGAUUCACCAGUUUUGGUCUGCUGAAGUGCGCGUUGUUGGAGAACAUGCUGGCGGACGGCGAGUUCAGCUGGUGUGAAUACUCGACUCAGCUGGACGGUCGAUCAUACAACGUGCAGAUACGUCGGAUAAGCAAAUGCUUCACAGUGAGCGAGCUGAUCGGUUUCAACAAUACUGGCAAUGUGUGCGUGUGGCCGUCCGAGGAGUGUCUGGCCUACUAUCUAUUGAGGAAUCACGGCCUCUGCCGGAAUCGAAACGUCCUUGAACUCGGUGGUGGCAUGAGUUGUCUGGCCGGUGUACUCGCCGCCAAAUACUGCAAUCCUAGCACCAUCACCCUCACGGACGGUAACGUGACCAGCGUUGACAACGUGCGUUGCAUCGUCGCCAGAAAUGACAUGACACAUCUGGUAGAGUGCGGAGUCGUUCAGUGGGCCCAAGCCGCCAGGGCUCUUCGACAGACGAUGAUCAACGGUAACCGCAUUAAGACCCGGACGACCGACGAAAAUAUUCGACUGCCAUCGGGUCUUUACGAUGUGAUCCUGAGCGCUGACUGCCUUUUCUUUGACGACGCUCGUCUGGAUCUGGUGGAGACGAUCUAUGGCUGGCUAACCGACGACGGGGUCGCCCUGAUAAUGGCACCCAAACGUGGCACGACAUUCCAGAAAUUCGCUGAGGCGUCGAUCAAACGUGGCUUUAUAGCGCGCCAGACAGAACGGUACGAUGACACAGUGUGGUCGAGGCAUCUGGAGCUGCUGAAGAAUAGUUCGGAGUAUUGUCCGGAUCUACAUUAUCCGGUACUGCUGGAGCUCACUAAGCAAAAAAAAACGCCACCCGGAUGAUCAACGAGGACGACGAAGACAACCGGUCAGACGAAAGUCUC